GCUCGUUGUAUCAAACCCGCUGGGAACUUACCGCGCCUAGGCCAUAACGCGCUCCUGCAGCAUUCACCGUUGCCGUCGUGGUUCGACUGAUUUGUGGGGUGAAAUCCCGUCAUGAAGGAGUCCCGAGAGUGGCUGCUUGCCAAUCUUCACUAUGUCUACCCAGUAGUCAUCUUCUUGUACUUCGCUGUAGCGUCAGCCGUAGCGGCCUGCACCCUGCAGACGUCAUCCCCAGUCAUCAAAACCAAGCAUGGCCGGCCGAAGACCAUCAUUGGUCUGCUUUUGCUGCUCACGCUCUCCUACUUUGGCCAGCUCACGGCAAAGAUUGUUGAGUACAUGAUCUUGCAAUUGUGGCCCAAGCCGGACGUCAUCGUGGGCUUGCUAUCAUGCAUCCUGGUUUUUGGUAUCGAGCAGACGUCAUUGGGAGACGCCUCGACCACCGUCUGGUACCCAUUCUACGGCUCUUGGCUUAUUGCCCUAGCCUUUGACCCCGUCAUCUUGGUCCUUGCCAUCCUCGCUUCACCCGGAACUCAGCCUGAAGCUGCCAAUGCCUUCUUGUGGGUAGACUGCGGCAUCAUCGUCGCUCGCUGCGUGAUUCUGCUCACAACCAUUCUGGCCUACUUCAUUUGGCGAGACAGGACUCAGCUUCCGGGUAACGACAGCGAGCGAAGUCCCUUGAUACCCAAGCCCGACCAGAGACCCAACAACGGUGAUGCAUCUACGGACAGUGGCUAUGGGACCAACUCGGAAAGCAACACGGAAGCGACAAAUUCGCCGAGCGACGCCGAGUCGCCUUGGGAACGUCAAGAACGCGAAGGUCGUGAGCAGAUGGAAAAGCGUCUGAAAAGUGAGGGAAGCUGGAUCGCGUAUGCUAAGGGGUUCAUGGUCUUCUUUCCCUACGUCUGGCCAGUCAAGAACCGCCGUCUGCAGAUCCAAGCUGCUCUUGUGGCCGUUUGCCUGAUCAUCGGGAACGCCCUGAAUGUUCUCAUUCCGCGCCAGAUGGGAAUCGUCCUGGACACGCUCAAUAAGCCUGCGGGCCGCAAUCCUUGGGUGGAGGUCAUGAUCCUGGCAGGCCUGAAGCUAGCGUCCUCCGAGGCUGGUAUCAACUUUGUUCGGCAACUGCUCUGGAUCCCGGUGGAGUACCACUCGAGCGAAUCCCUGGCCAUUGCGGCUUACUCGCAUGUCAUGAAUCUGUCCUCCGAAUUUCAUGACAACAUGAGUUCUUCGGAUCUGAUCGUUGCCAUCUCCAACGUCCAAUCAGUUUCUAGCAUGCUUGAAUCGGUCUGCUUUCAAGCCUUGCCGAUGCUGAUUGAUCUCGUCGUGGCCUUCAUCUACCUAUCCGCCACAUUUGGCCCAUAUGAGGGUUUCAUCACCGUUGCCACUGGCAUGGCCUUCAUCCACGUAGCGACGUGGAUGAUUGCACGUGUCAAGGAUAAGAGGAAGACCAUGGUCAAAACUUUCUUUGAAGAGCACUAUCGUCGACAAGCAGGUAUUCAAGGAUGGCUCACUGUUAGUGCAUUCAACCAAAUCCCUUACGAGGAGGAGCGAUAUGAAGUUGCUGCCAAGGCCAAGAAUUCGUCGAUGAAGAACUUGUACUAUGGUUAUCUGGCUGGCCAUGCUUUCCAGUAUCUCAUCCUCCUGUGCGGCUUGAUCGCUGGUGCGUUCUUGGCUGUUUACCAGGUUAUUCAACAGGAGCGAACCGCAGGUGAUUUUGCCAUGCUCCUGGCUUACUGGGGACAACUCACAUCACCACUCCGCUUCUUUGCGAGCCUAGGAAAGAGCAUCAGCCAGGAGUUGGUGUACGCUGAGCGUCUCCUCGAUGUCAUGUUGACAAAGCCGACGGUCGUCGACAAGCCAAACGCGAAACCACUGGAACUCAAAGGGGGUAGAGUCGAGUUCCGCAACGUCAACUUCAGUUACGACAAGAAGCAGGACAUCUUGAAGGGCGUGAAGUUGUCGGUGCCUGUGGGUAAGACGGUUGCAUUUGUCGGUGCCACGGGAGCGGGUAAAUCGACCAUUCUUAAGCUCCUGGACCGUUUCUACGAUGUAAAGGGUGGAUCAAUCCAGAUCGAUGGGCAAGAUAUCCGUGACGUGCAACUGUCGAGUCUCCGUCAAAGUAUCGGCAUCGUUCCUCAGUCGCCAAUUCUCUUCGAUGAUACCAUCAUGAACAACAUCCGCUACGCUCGACUCACUGCAUCGGAUGAGGAGAUAUAUGCCGCCUGCAAAGCUGCCGCUAUCCAUGAGCAUAUCAUGGGUUUCAGCGAGGGUUACAAGACCCGGGUUGGUGAACGCGGGGUCAAAGUCUCCGGUGGCGAAUUGCAGCGCAUUGCGAUUGCACGCGCUAUCUUGAAGCGCCCUGAUAUUGUUCUCCUUGACGAGGCAACGAGCUCCGUCGACACGGAGACGGAGCAGAAGAUUCAGGAUGGACUCCGUAUUUUGUGUGAGGGGAGAACAACGUUCAUCGUUGCACACCGUCUGUCGACCGUCAUGAAUGCCGACAUUAUUUUCGUUGUUUCCGGUGGUGAAGUUGUGGAGCAAGGCAGCCAUGAGGAUCUUCUGAAGAAGAAGGGUAAAUACUCAGAGCUUUGGUCAAAGCAGAUCUUUGUGAAGCCUAAGGAGUCUCAGCAAGAUCAGGAGGUCGAACAAGCGCCGCAAACCGAAUCUCAGCAGCAACAGUCGGAAGGUACUAACGAAGGGCAACCCGCCAACCUGCCAUCAACGGCAUCGACAACGAAUGGCAAUCGUCGCCAAAACUCGACCCCGAAAUUGGAUACUAACAUGGCAAGCAAGGCCAAUGAUGAGGCUGUGAAGACUCCCAGUGGGCACACGAAAGAGGUAGAUCAGUCGAAAGAUCGUUCUUGAUUUUUUGACUGAUACUAACCUCUUUCGCAGGGUUCGAAGCUGAAUCCUGGUGCACCUGAGUUCACGCCUCGAUCAACAGCUGCGCCAAAAAUCGCCAAUGACUCCCCAACCCGAAGCGACUGGGCGGAUGAUGUGGAGGCCCAUGUUGCUUCUCAGCAAGCA
Pseudomassariella vexata is the source of this 3021-nucleotide messenger RNA. RefSeq lists its product as uncharacterized. Lineage: Eukaryota; Fungi; Ascomycota; Sordariomycetes; Amphisphaeriales; Pseudomassariaceae. The transcript has 4 exons. Gene Ontology annotation, molecular function: ABC-type transporter activity; ATP binding; ATP hydrolysis activity. Gene Ontology annotation, cellular component: membrane. The coding region runs from base 112 to 2859 and encodes 915 amino acids. The record is from RefSeq and is a predicted model, not a curated record. Gene Ontology annotation, biological process: transmembrane transport.